CGCCUGAUUGUAUCACCUUAAGCUUGGCAGAAGAUUCUGCGGAAACUGAAACUAAUAUAAGCAAUUCGCAAUCAUCAACCAAAUUGAGUAUUUGCGAAGUAGGAGAAGCUCAAGUACUACCCAAGGAUACAGAAGUUUCCCAUGAUUAUAUAGUAGCCCAAGAUUUUAUACAAGAAAUAAAAAAACCUAACUCAUACUCUGAAUGUAAAGAUAUAGAAAAAGUGAGACCUAAAGUCCUACUUGAAAAAAGCCAAGGGUCUGUCCCAAAAAAAUUAUCAGAUGUUAAGAUAAGCAUUCUGCCUACUUCUCAAACUUCGAAAACCAAUCAAACUAAUGCAUUAGAGAUGCAAGAGAAAUACUUGAAUUCAGUUGAAGUAAGUACAUCGGCAAAUGUAUCUUCUUUCA
Molecule: messenger RNA, 405 nt
Organism: Funneliformis mosseae
Lineage: Eukaryota; Fungi; Glomeromycota; Glomeromycetes; Glomerales; Glomeraceae
Source: the annotation of a GenBank genome assembly